AUGAAUCUUCUGGAUCGUAAUCUCGAGAAACUUCGUGAACAAACAUCUACGUUCAAGGCAUCUACAGCUUACUAUGUUGCUCACGAAGCCAUAGCGGCGAUAGCGUUCCUCCACGGUAUGAGGUAUAUCCAUCGUGAUGUUAAACUAACCAAUAUUUGUGCCGGUGCCGGCACCUUAAUGACCCGAAUUUAUCUAAUCGAUUACGGUGACACCGUGAAAAAGGGCAAAAAGAUCAGAUAUGGGACACCCGACGGCUACACGUUGCCAUACUGGAGCUUAGACGCUCACAGACGCGCAGCUGCUCGUGAAAGAACUGACGUCGAAUCGUGGUUCUACGUCUUGGUCGAUCUACUCGCACCGGGAGUAUUACCUUGGGCAAAAAUGAACAACGAACAGGCUAUGGAAGCUGAGAAAGCGAGUUUUUGGGAAGGUGAGUGCCAGAUAGCGAAAGGCUGCUGUAGCUUCCGAGGCUAUAGGAUUCCUUUGUCACGCAGGACCUCUGCUUCCCCUAAAUAG
Messenger RNA from Cooperia oncophora, 516 nucleotides. The record is from the annotation of a GenBank genome assembly. NCBI's taxonomy places the organism in Eukaryota, Metazoa, Nematoda, Chromadorea, Rhabditida, Trichostrongylidae.